GGCUGCGGGCGGGUGGCGGCGGUCUAUGCCGGGGCCCCGGGGCCGCCGCGGCCAGAAGUCCCAGCCGCUCAGCCCUCCGCAACAUGCCGUCCGCCGCCGGGCCCCGGCCCCGCUGAGCGCCCUCGCAGUGGAUCUAAUGUCUCCGUGAAGGUGCCGCGGCCGCCGCCUCAGCGUUGCCCCGGGAGGAGCAGCAGGCUGCGGAUUUUCUCCCCGUCUCGGAAGCCCAGCAGAGGCACCAGCUGCUCCGCCGGCCCGCGCCUGCCCCGGGAAGAUGGGAAGCAAGGCUCUGCCAGCCCCCAUCCCGCUGCACCCGUCUCUGCAACUCACUAACUACUCCUUCCUCCAGGCUGUGAACACCUUCCCCGCAGCUGUGGACCAGUUGCAAGGUCUGUACGGACUCAGCGCCGUGCAAACCAUGCACAUGAACCACUGGACAUUGGGCUACCCCAAUGUGCAUGAAAUCACCCGUUCCACCAUCACGGAGAUGGCGGCCGCGCAGGGCUUGGUGGACUCCCGCUUCCCUUUCCCCGCGCUCCCCUUCGCCACGCACCUCUUCCACCCCAAACAAGGGGCCAUCGCCCACGUCCUUCCAGCAUUGCACAAGGACAGGCCCCGCUUUGACUUUGCCAACCUGGCCGUGGCCGCCACGCAGGAGGACCCCCCGAAGGUGGGGGAGCUCGCCAAGCUGAGCCCCGGACUGGCCUCGCCUUUGUCGGGCAUCAGCAAGCUGUCUCCGGACAGGAAGCCCUCCCGCGGCCGCCUGCCCUCCAAGACGAAAAAGGAGUUCAUCUGCAAGUUCUGCGGCAGGCACUUCACCAAGUCCUACAACCUCCUCAUCCACGAGCGGACCCACACGGACGAACGACCUUACACCUGCGACAUCUGCCACAAGGCUUUCCGGAGGCAGGACCACCUGCGGGACCACCGGUACAUCCAUUCCAAAGAGAAACCCUUCAAGUGCCAGGAGUGCGGGAAGGGCUUCUGCCAGUCCAGGACCCUGGCGGUCCACAAAACCCUACACAUGCAGGAAUCUCCACACAAAUGCCCCACAUGUGGAAGAACCUUUAAUCAAAGAAGUAACCUGAAAACUCACCUUCUUACCCAUACAGACAUCAAGCCCUACAACUGUGAGCAGUGCGGCAAAGUGUUCAGGCGAAACUGUGAUCUACGGCGGCACAGUCUAACUCACACCCCGCGGCAGGACUUCUAGAGCAGCCAGGGACCCGCGCCCGCUCCGGCAGCUCCAACUUGCCCAAUUUACUAAAGGACUGUGUUGUAGGAACUCACAGACGCGCGCACACACAUACACGGAGACACGCACGCAGACUCGGGGCCAAGCUUUCCUACCACAUGUCUGCGAAACUCGUUUCGAGAGUGCGGACUGCAGGAUCGGGCCCCUCUCCAACCCUCACCCAAGCGUAAAGCUCAUCUUGUAGAUAAUCGCGGCUCAUUUUAGAGCUCUGUACAGAACGUGGUUUUUUCUUCGUUUGUUUGUUUUGUAUCGUGUCAGAUGCAGAUGGAUAACAAAUCGGGGAGGCAAAGUAUCUCUUAAAAGUGUAUUUCAAAAUAAAUCCUUUUUUUUUU
Molecule: messenger RNA, 1584 nt
Organism: Myiozetetes cayanensis
Lineage: Eukaryota; Metazoa; Chordata; Aves; Passeriformes; Tyrannidae
Gene: OSR2
Product: odd-skipped related transciption factor 2
Exons: 4
Coding region: 272-1210 (312 amino acids)
Biological process (GO): embryo development; regulation of transcription by RNA polymerase II; urogenital system development
Cellular component (GO): nucleus
Molecular function (GO): DNA-binding transcription factor activity, RNA polymerase II-specific; RNA polymerase II transcription regulatory region sequence-specific DNA binding
Source: RefSeq, a predicted model, not a curated record